CUUAUCAAUGCUCUCCAGCGCGUGUCUGCUUCUCUACGGUAUAAACAUUUAUCUCACAUUGCAUCUGUAACAACCAUGGACGGGGUGGACGCCACUCCUCUCGUGCCAGGGCAAACGAAACUUGUUGCGCCGAAGACGCGGAGAGGGAGGCGCUUCCUGGAGGCCAGAGCACCUAAAGCGAUUGAGGAUGCAAAGCGGUGUCUCUUCCUUUACGGCAACCAGACCAGUCAGGUCAUCAAAGAUGUGAUCACGGACCUGUACCAACUGAAGCGGUUAGAGGCGGCGCGCUUCUCUCGGAAAAACGAGAACGUGCGGCCCUUUGAGCCGGGUGGCGAGACAAGCCUGGAGUUCUACUGCAACCGCAACAACUGCCCGAUGUUUGUCAUGGGCAGCCACAGCAAGAAGCGGCCGCACAACCUGGUCAUUGGCCGCAUGUUUGACUUCCACCUGUACGACGCGCUGGAGCUGGGGGUGGAGGAGUUCAAGGCCAUCAAGGACUUCGGGGCGGCGGGCACAGGCGCGCAGAUGGGCAACAAGCCGCUGAUCAUCUUCAUGGGCGAGAAGUUUGAGAGCGUGCCGGCCCUGGCGCUGGCCAAGUCGCUGCUGCUGGACCUGUUCCGCGGCGAACAGGUGGACAAGAUCAACCUGGCGGGCAUUGACCGUGUCAUCAUGGCGGUGGCCCUGGACGACGCGCGGCUGCAGUUGCGGCAGUACUCAAUCCGCUUCAAGAAGAGCGGGACGCGCAUCCCGCGCGUGGCGCUGACGGAGAUGGGGCCCACGAUGGGGCUCAGCGUGCGGCGAUACCGGCUGCCGCCCAGCGACAUGGUGGCUGAGGCAAUGAAGGUCGCUCGCACCGGCAAGAAGAAGCAAAAGAACGUGUCAUCCGACAACCUGGACGGCAAGGUGGGCCGCAUCUACAUGCCCAAGCAGAACAUGGACACGCUGGGCCUCAGCAAGUACAAGGGGACAAAGCGCGAGCGGAGAGAGAGCGCACGCGAGGCGUCGGAGGCCAAGAAGCGGCCAAAGACCGCGACCGCACCCACGACGGCUGGCGGGGACGACGAGUAAGCGCCAUGCGGAAUUGGGGCUGACAUCCGACUGUCUGACCAUAUUACAUUGCUCUUACUUACUUUGACAUCUGGGUGGCCGCUGCUUUUGCGUUUGAAGGCGGGGCCUACGACGGUUACUGAUUUCUAACUGAACAUUGCUGGCAAUCCUUGGCAUUGCAUUGUACACUAGCAAACCAACGUGUGGGUGUCGAUGUGGAAUUAGGCAGGCGUGGCGAACUGACUUGUUUUUCGGGUUAGUGCAGGGCGCCUACAGGGGCUGAGCGCUUUGGUCUUGACUCUUGUUAUGUUAUGUUGGACCUGGACUGUAACCGAUGACCAUGAUGGCAUUGAUGUGGGCGCUGGAGUGCACUAAGUUGACGUGAGCUUGCGCCGAGGGGUAGAUGGGUGAUUUUGCACCCUGACGAUAGGGGUACGCCCACAAGUCCAAUGCGUCUGCUACGCACGCUCCUGCGCAGGGCAGAUUGGGCGUGGAUACGCUCCCCGGCCUUGUAGCCAGGCAGGCUUGUGUUCCACAGCUUGUCGUCAGACGUGAGACACUGUAAGCUGUUCCAGAA
Messenger RNA from Chlamydomonas reinhardtii, 1624 nucleotides. RefSeq lists its product as uncharacterized. Gene Ontology annotation, molecular function: rRNA binding. Gene Ontology annotation, biological process: ribosomal large subunit assembly; maturation of LSU-rRNA from tricistronic rRNA transcript (SSU-rRNA, 5.8S rRNA, LSU-rRNA). Lineage: Eukaryota; Viridiplantae; Chlorophyta; Chlorophyceae; Chlamydomonadales; Chlamydomonadaceae. The transcript is spliced from 6 exons. The record is from RefSeq and is a predicted model, not a curated record. Gene Ontology annotation, cellular component: nucleolus. The coding region runs from base 76 to 1068 and encodes 330 amino acids.